GUAAGGGUAUAACUGACAAUCGGGUUUUCUGAUUUUCAACACCACAUCUUCGCUCGUGGAAACACACCAGGAUCUCUUUUUCGUUUUGUCUCUAUAUCCAACGAAGAAGAAGAAAGAACCAUUAAUCAUCCAGCAAAGAGAUGGCGAAUAGGGGAACUGCGUCUAAUAACUCAGCACUCAUUGCUAUGAUUGCUGAUGAGGACACUAUAACUGGAUUUUUGCUGGCUGGAGUGGGCAACGUUGAUUUGCGUAGGAAGACAAACUACUUGAUUGUUGACUCGAAAACAACUGUAAAAGCAAUUGAAGAUGCAUUCAAAGAUUUUAUCUCAAGGGAGGAUAUUGCUAUCGUUUUGAUUAGUCAGUAUGUGGCAAACAUGAUAAGGUUUCUAGUAGACAGCUAUAACAAGCCGGUCCCCGCAAUUCUUGAAAUUCCUUCCAAGGACCAUCCAUAUGAUCCACAACAUGAUUCGGUUCUUUCACGAGUCAAGUACCUCUUUUCUUCUGAAUCAGUGGCUGGAGACAGGCGGUAGGGCGAUAUGCUUCUUUUUCUUCAGGUUGUUUAUCUUUAUAUAUGAGCCUCGAGUGUUAUUCCCGUCCUUAUUCGUAUUUUAAUAUGUAGCCUUCCUUUUUAUUUCUAUAGGAACUGUAACUGCAAAUUGACAGAGCGUGUUGUGAAAAUAUUUCAAAUAAAUUGUGGAAGUCUCAACGAGAAGUUUCUUUUAUCGUUUGGAUUGAUUGAAGGGAUUGAAAUACAAGUUGAGUUGGUUUUUCAUCUUAUUACUUUUGUUGGCAAAAAAGAGUAAACUGUGGCUAGUUUGGAAGUAA
Messenger RNA from Papaver somniferum (opium poppy), 825 nucleotides. Its product is annotated as V-type proton ATPase subunit F-like. Bases 141 to 530 code for a protein of 129 amino acids. Gene Ontology annotation, cellular component: proton-transporting V-type ATPase, V1 domain; membrane. The record is from RefSeq and is a predicted model, not a curated record. Gene Ontology annotation, biological process: proton transmembrane transport. The transcript is spliced from 6 exons. NCBI's taxonomy places the organism in Eukaryota, Viridiplantae, Streptophyta, Magnoliopsida, Ranunculales, Papaveraceae. Gene Ontology annotation, molecular function: proton-transporting ATPase activity, rotational mechanism.